UGUUGACCUUACAUCUAGCCUACGUGACAUGACGAUUGUAGCACCCAUAGGUUCUCGUCGUGCAGAACAUCGUAGCCACAAUCGGAUCGUGUGUCUACGUCCUCACUUUCUGCCUUCUGAGGAUUGUAUGUGCGAAAGUGCUCGAAGAAUGCGACGGAAAUCUUGCAUCUCUUUUCAUUCUCUGGUGUUCAUCUCGAAAGGGGCUGAAGAUACUCACACUGCAGCCUUCAAUCACUUGGCAGUAGUGUCACAGCUGAAAUCAUCGCAGAUAUUGUAUUCGAGUAGCUUCCACUACUCUGAAGUUUUCGGGAGGUUCAUGCCUGUGUCACUCCUUUGACAUCGACGACAAUCUUGUAUAUGUGACCAUGAGCUCAUCUCCCUCAGCCUUUUCACAGUGAAGGCCAUUCUUCACAACCAUCUCCUUAGGGAACCAACGCUUUUGAGAAACAGUGGACAUGAUCAGGUUGAGCGUUGUUAGCCUUACCAUGACCUCACAAGCCAUGGCCGGGUGUUGCACCUAGGAGGGCUAAAUUAUCUGCGCCUCUUCCUGGAUUGGCAUUUGAGUGUACUGCGGUGAAGAAGAUGAGUCGUCGCAUAGCGGCAGUGGCAUUUGCCGUUUACUGUACAGUCUGGACGAUUCUUCAUGCGGCCUUUGUUGUGGCCCUGAAUGACGAAGGUCUUGCUCUUCAGGAAUUCCGGAGCCGUUUGAACGAUACUCGUGGGAUUCUGUCUGACUGGGACCCCGAGCACUCUACUCCUUGCAAAUGGACCGGGAUCACCUGCUCCAAGGGUUUGCACGUCGUUGUCAUAAACUUAUCUGCAAAAUGGCUAGAAGGGAAUUUGACCUUGGACAUAAUUCGCUUCCCCCAGUUGCAAACUUUGAAUUUCUCAUCUAAUGGGUUCGUUGGAGAAAUACCUGAUUCGUUUGGGAACGCUUCCAGCUUGAAAGUCUUGAACUUGCAUUCGAAUCACUUAUCAGGGGCCAUUCCGUUGCCACUUUCCCAGCUUUCCAAUCUUGAAUAUCUGGAUCUGUCAAACAAUCAGCUUCAAGGCAUAAUCCCAGCAUCUCUGGAUAAUCUCUCCAAGCUCACUUUUCUGAAUGUCUCUUUCAACGAGUUGGAAGGUGUUGUCCCGGGGGGUGGAGCUCUAGCAGCAUUUAAUGGCGACUCAUACAUCGGCAAUGCUCGUUUGUGCGGUGUGGCUGUAGACCGCGACUGUGGGAGAGUUCGUUCUCUGGUGGACUUUGGCGAUGGACCCCUGCCAGAAUCUUCAAGCAGGUCCUCAAAGAAAGCCUUAAGUGUAGGGGCUAUUGUUGCAAUAUGCGUCUGUGCCUUUGCACUUAGCAAGGUAAUUUUGGGUACACUCUGCUACCUUCGAUGGAAGAAGAUGCAUACGACCUGCGAAAUUAAACUUUCAGGUGGAAAGAUGGUGAUGUUCCAGAUGUCAGGCAAGGCGACCCCAUCAUCGAAAGCUGUACUCCGGAAAGCGGAGUUGCUCAAACAACAAGAUAUUAUUGGAAGCGGAGGCUAUGGCACUGUGUACAAACUGGAGUUAGACGACAAGACACAAUUUGCUGUCAAAAAGCUUGCAAGGGGCGGUCAAGAUCGAGAACGAGGAUUCGAACGUGAGCUAGAAACUUUAGCUGACAUUAAACAUCGGAAUUUGGUUGCCUUACGAGGCUAUUACAGUGCACCGGAUAUCAACAUCUUAGUCUAUGAUUUGAUGCACAAUGGCAACUUAGAUACAUGGUUACAUGAACAUGUGAAGCAUGGUGGAAAGCCCCUGGAAUGGGACACGCGGUUGAACAUUGCAGUUGGAAGCGCCCGAGGUCUAAGCUAUUUACAUCACGAUUGCAUACCCCACAUUAUUCACAGAGACAUUAAGACCAGUAAUAUUUUGCUUGAUGAGGAUAUGGAAGCUCGUGUGUCAGAUUUUGGGCUUGCCAAGUUAAUUAGCCCGCACCAAACUCAUGUUACUACAAUGGUGGCCGGAACGCUCGGAUACCUGCCUCCUGAGUACAUGGAGACUGGAAAAGUGACCGAAAAAGGUGACGUCUACAGUUUUGGUAUAGUUCUGCUCGAGCUCCUGACGGGAAAACGACCAACAGACAAUUACUUCAUGGACAAUGAUUUCAAUAUGGUGCACUGGGCAAAAACUGCAGUGGAUGAGGAUCACCCUGAGGACAUCUUUGAUGAGUAUAUCCUGGGCUCAUGCCCUGACGAGGAUCUCUUAACCGCGCUGGACAUUGCAUUCCAGUGUGUAGUUCAGCAACCGCAAGCCAGACCUUCGAUGCAGCAGGUGGUGAAAAUGCUGGAGAGGUUACGCAAUGACCUUAGCUGCGCGGAGUCUAGCUUGGGAUUCAGCAGUCACUUGACCGCCAGUCAAAGCGGAGCGAGCUCUACAGCGUCGCCGAUGUCUUCCGCACUGCUCUCUCUAUGAUUUUGAAAUCACGGUCGGAUGUCAGCAAGUAAUCUAUCACUACAUUGUGCCAAAGCCUGAGAAACGUGGGUUGUUCUAACCACUCUGGGUUAGCGCAGCUGCCGAGUUCAACGCAAGUUCUCGACUGUAAUAUUUGUUUGAAGGUGGAGGCGUGGAAGUUGCCAAUAUGGGACAUAGCUAGGCAAUCUAGCCACCGACAUUCAAGGCGGUUUUUGGUGAUCCAAGAGAUGGAUCGAAUGGCAUUGCUGCGUCUAUUUGUUGUGAAUCUUUGCAUAGGAGCUGUGGGCAUCGAGCGUUUUUUCAUGAGCUCAAAUUGCAUGAUAUGUUGAUUGAAAGUAAGUGAUGCAGUGGAGUGAUCCUCUGCGGCGUGUUGGAGUACAUGCCAUAAGGCGUGCACAGCGAGAUUUUAUUGGCGAAGGAGAAUUAACUGCUCAUUUCCCCCCUUUUUUUUUUCUCUCGUCAGAGAUGUUAUGUUGCAAGAUCAGAUAGAGGAUAUGACACUCUUUGAAUCGAGUUUGUAUUUCUACUGUAGACUAAAUAGCUUCUGAAUGCUGGAAGUAGUUUUCUUUUGAAAGUCGUAAAUCUGUGUUGGCAAGGCCUUGGCGCUCGGUUGCUCUGAUGCGCAAUAACACUGUCAGAUGUGUACAGUACCCGUAUGAUGAAUGCCACUCCUUUAUUGUGAAUCAUA
Physcomitrium patens is the source of this 3127-nucleotide messenger RNA. RefSeq names its product receptor-like serine/threonine-protein kinase At1g78530. The record is from RefSeq and is a predicted model, not a curated record. NCBI's taxonomy places the organism in Eukaryota, Viridiplantae, Streptophyta, Bryopsida, Funariales, Funariaceae. Gene Ontology annotation, biological process: protein phosphorylation. Gene Ontology annotation, molecular function: protein binding; ATP binding; protein kinase activity.